This is a messenger RNA of Hydractinia symbiolongicarpus, 3047 nucleotides long. RefSeq lists its product as uncharacterized. The transcript has 2 exons. NCBI's taxonomy places the organism in Eukaryota, Metazoa, Cnidaria, Hydrozoa, Anthoathecata, Hydractiniidae. The record is from RefSeq and is a predicted model, not a curated record. The coding region runs from base 1931 to 2392 and encodes 153 amino acids.
UUUUAUUAAAAAAGAAAUUACUCAGCGCAUAUCCUUCCUGUCAGUGGGUACUAAUUUUAAUUAUUCUAACCAAUAUUUUGUAUGGAAACAUUUUUUUUUAACUUUCACAGCCUCUAAUUCGCAUCAGACUCAGCAUUUGCCGAUACCAGUGCAAAUAUGUUAACAAGCAAAUAAUAUAUUUAUAUAUUUAUUCAAUAUAUUUAUGCAGAGACAAAAAGAUUUGGAAUAUAAAGGCUAUUUCCUGUGAUUUUUUAACAAUGUCAUUUUACAUACUUCUGGAUUGUGCCUGAUAAAUCGAGUAAAAAAAGGGCUAAAAGUGAUGCCAAGGAAGAAAAUAAUCAUGAAAAGCUCAUUAACAAAUACAAACUAAAUAUUUUAAUCCUUUGGCAUUUGAAGUCAGAGUUCUAUUGCCUUAAAAUUUUUUCACCAAACCAUUCUCCAUAAUAGUGCCAAUCAUGCUUUUGCCUAGUAUAAAAAAGGAAUUUUAUAUUUUUGGCAGUGCUUAUGACAAUUUCUACAUUCUUCAUAAAUUAGUUGUAUUCAUUUAUGUUAACCAUGUUUGUACCCAUAAUUAAACAGAGUUUUCAUUGGGGUAUUAUCUGUGAUACGGGGUAUUAUAUGCAGUUGCAGCAUUACCAUAUCAAGCAAACAUUUUAUGUAUUUUAUUUUUAAACAUUUUAUGUAUGGAACAAUACGUGAUUGUGAACUUCUGAGGUUAAAGUUAACUACUCCUUAAAAAUGUAAAGAUGUGAUAUUUAUUUUUAGUCACAACAUUUUGGUAAAAAAACACAACAAUAAAACUUUUCAUUUAAAAUUCAAAGCAACUGUUUUUGAAUUUAAAAGAUCACAUAGGCAAACUCACUAUACCUCAACAACCUUUCACUUUAUAGCCACAUAUUUCUAGCAUUCUGACUUUAUAUAAAGCCUUGUUCUUAGUUUUAUUUGUCAAAUGCGACUUUUAUGUUUCAAAUACUCUCUAAAUUAAAAACAAGGAAGUAAAGUUUUUUUUUAAUUGCAAAAAAAAAACCACAAGGUGCUUCAUUCGUCUUCUCAUCUUCGAAAUCGUUAACACAAAAGUCCCUAUUAUUAUCUACAUUCUGUGUAUUAUCUUCUUGUUGAAAGAGCAUACCUUAUGACGCGCAUCCCCUUAAUUCGUGACAUUUUCACACACUACGGGUUGUAGGACUGAAUGUAUUGCAUAUCUUUCAGAAUAAAAGCUUUAACUUCAUAAAAGUAUAACUUUGCAUGGAUUAUUGGCGCUACUUCAUUAAUGUUGGAUUUACGUUGGCCAACACUGACAAUAUUGUGAUUUUUAUUGAUCUUUAAUUUUAUAAUUUCGUGGAAAGAGGUUUUACAAAAUUUCUCUGUAAUCGUUUUUGUUUAAUUUUGCGCAAUCUAAUUUUCCCAUACCUUCUGAAAAGAAAUGUUCCACACAUGUUGAAUUUUCCCAAAAAAAUCACUGCUUUUGCGCAUUUAAUUGUUGUUGUUGUUGUUCCGCGGUGAGUUAAUUUCACAACCUCGUCCCCAGGGUUCUUCUAUGUUUAUGAUAUGUUUUGGUGUAUUCCCAGACAUCUCAGCUGCUGAUAUCUGGAAAUACACCAAAACAUAUUAUAGGCCUGUUUUGACCUGACCUAAAUAAAAUUGAUGUUUAUUAUUUAUUAUUCAUUAUUUGUUUCUAAUUCACUUGAUUCUGAUUCUCACGAGCUUAUAAUGAAUUAUUGAUAAUUUUAAACAACACGUAAAGAAAAAAAUGUUAACUCUCGAAACAAAAUUUAUUGUGAUGCCUGAUAAAAUAUCUCUAGAAAGUGAAACCAGGGAUCUGAUUAAAUAUGAUAGCACAGUUACGUACUCAAUCUAUUUUGGCUUUAUGUAAAUGUUUACACGUGCGUGUGUUUACUCUUAGAUUAACAAACGAAAGUAACAACUUUUUAUGACGAUAAGAAUGCAUUCAAUGUUUGACCCACACCAUCACAACUUUAGGAGUGUGACCUACCGCACGCCAGUCAUUUUACUCACGACCAGGCCUGUCAGCUUCAGUAAGAUAGUCAAGAAAAUCAACGGCCAGGAAAAUAUUCAAUUCUCGUGUCAAAUGCUUACUGUGUGUCUCAGCCAAAGUUGGUGGUGGUAUACAAAUUGCUGUGUAUUUUUCCAUUGGUUUGCGACUUGUUUAUGCAUAUCUUACAUAUGUUUUUUAUAUUUUAUGUUAUUAACUUUCCAUUGUUGGGACAGUAUGUAUUUUUCAUUAUGUUUAGCUAUUACAACAGCUGCAGAUUCAGCACUUAUUAUCACUACCAUUACUACAAUUUUAAUGAUUAAAACUGCAUUUAUGACAGAAAUGCUGGUCAUCUUCGUUGCUUUGGUACUAUGCUGUUAUGUUCUCAGAAGGUUGUAGCAGGUUGUGCAAAUGCAAAACCAGAAGGUAUUUGGUUGUGCACAUGCAUCCUCAACAGAUGCUUUUGUUGAUUUUGUUAUUACAAUGUUUUGUUGACAGAUGGUUGUAAAAGGGUGUGCAAAUGCAACCCCAACAAGUGUUUUUUUAUUAGGGUACUAGGUUUCGUUGUCAAUCAGAUGUGCCAACAAGAUGAUUAUAGAAGGUUGUGUAAUGCAACCCAAACAAGUGUUUUUGUUGGUCUUGUUACUACGUUGUUUUGUUGUAAGAUGGUUGCAGAAGAGUGUGCAAAUGCAACUCUAAAAGGUGUUUUGUUGGCAGAUGGUUGUAGGUUUUGAAAAUGCAUCCUCAGCAGGUGUUUUAUUGCUAUUGUUGCCACAUUGUUUUGUUGUGAAUCAGUUGUGCCAGAUUUUACAAAUGCAACUUAAGCAGGUUUUUUAUUUCACAUUGUACAAUGUAUUUAGAACAGCUUUUGCACCUAAUUAAGUCAGCGACCCUAAAUCCAUUUUAGUGCUUUUUUUCAUGCAAAUAUUGUUAUAAAUAUUGUUAUAGUUAUGUGUUUUAUAUCUGGGCCAAGAAAAACUAAAAAACAAAAACCUCUUAUCUGCUUUCGAAAUGGCUAUAGCGCCAUUCUCAUGUGACAUACGUGACACAAAAA